GGGAUACAUUGUAUCAGAGCUGUCGUCGCCCUGCAAUGCAGAGCUGUAUGUAUGAGGCUGGUACCGACCUCUAGCCAUGGCCAGAUUUGCAUUGACCAUCGUCAGGCAUGGGGAGACACGAUACAACAAAGAAAAAUUACUUCAAGGCCAAGGCAUAGAUGAGCCGCUUUCUGAAAUGGGGUUCAUGCAGGCGGAAGCUGCUGGCAGAUAUCUGAGCGAUGUGAGGUUCACACAUGUAUUCUCCAGUGACCUGAUUCGUGCAAAGCAGACUGCUUGUACCAUCAUGAAGAACAAUAAGCUGAGUGACGGGAUUAAAAUAAACUAUGAUGCCAGGCUGCGAGAGAGGAAGUAUGGCAUUGCAGAGGGGCAACCUCUCAGCGAGCUGAAGACCAUGGCAAAGAAAUCGGGAGAGCAGUGUCCUUCAUACACUCCCCCUGGAGGGGAAACCCUGGAGCAGGUUCGAGUUCGUGCUAAGGACUUUUUUGAGUUUCUCUGCUUGAUGGUAAUGGAUGAAACAAGUGCCAAGGACCAGACAGCUCUUGGCGCAGCAGGGCGUGAGCGUGUGACCGCCGUUGACCUCUCCCCAUUUAUAAAUCACAGCAGUGAAAUCCAAUCUGGUUGCCAAGACAACAGUAAUGUCACCUUGGAUGCCAGUAUUCUCCUGGUCAGCCACGGAGCUUACAUGAGAAACUGGAUCAAGUACUUUGUAGAAGAUCUUCACUUCAUGUUUCCACCCGAGUUGAAGAAGUCCCGAGAACUGUCCGUUAGCCCAAACACGGGCAUCAGCCAUUUUAUUAUCAGUCUUAAGCCGGGAGAAAUAAAGAAUCCCGGCAUUCGUUGCAUUUGCAUCAAUCGCCACGAUCACUUAGCAGACCUCACUGCGUGCACCAGCCAUUAUGUAGUAUGACGUUUGCCGACUUUUCCCAUUGUGCCUGACUGGUGAGAGCAGGCUAGGAGUGGUAGUCCUUCAUGGAAUGGAUAUCCUUAGUAUGCUUUUCCUUGCCGUAUAGUAUAAUUUAGCUUUUAAGGACAGCAAGUUAUUUCCAUUCUGAAUAUAAGUACCUUCAUCAGAUCUUUCAAAUGACCUUGACCAUAUUCUUCAAGUCUGUCUGAAGACAAGCUGUAUAUUUAAAAACUUACUUAAAGGGAUUGUCUGAUUUAGAAAAGCCCUUUUCAAAUAUUCUACUAAAGAAUUAAUAGUGGGAGCUCUUCUGUUCAGGAACCUCGUGCAUCAGCCAAAGCUGGGAGAAGCUACAAAAGAAUGUGUCUUGCUGCAGAGAACCCAGUGCCUACUCUAAAUGGACAGCCUAUUGAUUUUAUUGAUGGAUAGUGUGGGAGAGAUCAAGACUGGUGUAAAGUAGAACUGGCUUAGUUGCCCAUAGCAACCAAUGAGAUUACACCUUUCAUUUUCAGAACCUCAUUGGAAAAUGAAAGAUGGAAUCUGGUUACUAUGAGUAACAAAAUUAGUUUUCCUUCACACCAGUUUUCAUUAGAGAUGGCAUAGAUCUGUGCUAUCGUGUAUACCAAUUACUGGCAUAAAGGAUGUAACUCUGUCAGGCUGCGUGAGGCCUUUCCCCCUUCCCACACACACACUAAACCCUGUCUACUUUUCUCGCCAUUUCCUAAAAAGUUCAGAGAGAAGCAUUAAAGGGAAAAAAGUAACAUUUUGUUCUGGAAUAGCUAUUAAAAAAGCAUACAGCGCUCUUGAUUAGGGUGGAAUUAGAAAUUAUGUUGAAGGGUUUCUACCAUUAGAAUUACUGUUAUGUAGCUGACUGACAUUAGCGAUGUGCUAAUGUCAGCAGUACAUAACAGUGUGUUUUUUUUACUUUUCUCCCUGCAGCCGUUCUGAUAAAAUACAC
Molecule: messenger RNA, 1859 nt
Organism: Bufo bufo (common toad)
Lineage: Eukaryota; Metazoa; Chordata; Amphibia; Anura; Bufonidae
Gene: TIGAR
Product: TP53 induced glycolysis regulatory phosphatase
Exons: 6
Coding region: 77-907 (276 amino acids)
Biological process (GO): fructose 1,6-bisphosphate metabolic process; positive regulation of DNA repair; negative regulation of programmed cell death
Cellular component (GO): cytosol
Molecular function (GO): fructose-2,6-bisphosphate 2-phosphatase activity
Source: RefSeq, a predicted model, not a curated record